GCUUUAUGUGGGGAAGACUUGUGCAGGACCUUCAGAGCGCGCGUGCACGUGAGCGUGUGAGAAACUUUCGCUGUUGUUUGUGUUUGUGUGUGUGAGUGUGUGUGACUCUCCGGAUGAUUCCUCUUCAUAAAAAGUUUUUCCUCAUGGAUCCGAUCGCCAGAGUCGUGUGAGCGUGUGUUUGCUGUCAGGCUGAAGUCGCUUCGGGUCGUUUUGAUGGCCGCCGUUAUCUUCGCUCUACUCUGUUUUAUCCUUUCGGUCGUCCCGCGAGCCACCGUGGCCCCGCCCACCGACGGCACGCUCCGCCUGCCCGACGUCAUCAUCAUCGGCGUGAGGAAGGGCGGCACGCGCGCUCUCAUCGAGAUGCUGAAGCUUCACCGUGACGUGGUCGCCGCUCAGAACGAGGUUCACUUCUUCGACUGGGACAGUCACUACCUGCGCGGCACGGAUUGGUACAUCUCUCAGAUGCCGUACGCCCGGCCGGGUCAGCUGACUGUGGAGAAGACCCCGGCGUACUUUACCUCCGGCCGGGUCCCCGAGCGCAUCCUGCGAACGCAGCCCGACGCGCGGCUCCUGCUGAUCGUCCGGGAGCCGACGGAGCGCUUGCUGUCGGAUUACACGCAGGUCUUCCACAACCGGCUGGAGAAGCGCAAGCGCCAGCAAACCCUGGAGACGCUGCUGAUGCGUAACGGAGAGCUCAACCUCGACUACAAGGCCUUGAACCGAAGCCUGUACCACGUGCACCUGCGGCGCUGGCUCGACGUGUUUCCCAGGAGCCGCUUGCAUCUGGUGGACGGCGACGCGCUCAUCCGAGACCCUCUGCCGGAGAUGAAGAAGGUGGAGGAGUUUCUCCAGCUGGAGCCGCAGAUAAACGCCUCCAACUUCUACUUCAACCAAACCAAAGGUUUCUACUGUCUGCGCGACCGCCGGCACGAGCGAUGCCUGCACCGUUCCAAAGGUCGCAAACAUCCUCGCGUGGCGCCGGAAAUCCUGCAGAAACUCUACGACUACUUCCGCGAGCCCAACCAGAAGUUCUUCCAGCUGGCCGGAAGGACAUUUGACUGGAAGUGAGAAGAAGAGUUUAAUAAGCUGAAGUAACCUGAAUGCACAAUAUAGUCAACAGAUCGCAGUCCUGAAAUAACUGGAACAUCAGUGACGCCGGGUCAACGUGUUCGGCUUCACGCUCCACAUUCAAAAUGUGAUGAAGCCCGAGACCUUCAAAGUAGAACCAGUUCAUUUUCAGGAAAGUUUAUGAAGACAAGCUUUUUUGAAUCGUUUACUGCAAAAAUGAUGUUCUUCCUCAGUGUUUUAGAGCAUAAAAAUAUCUAAACAUACAUUUACUGGAGAAGAGAAACGACUGAAGAUAUGAAGUGUAAUGAAAAAAAGAAACCAAUAUCAGAAAAAUUAUCUUGUUUUCUUUGAAUUAAGUUUAUUUUUCUGACAGAUAUUUGAUCUUGUUUUAAGCACAAACUCACUUCGUUCAGUGAACAAACUUCAUAUCUUCAGUCAUUUUGCUUCUCCAGUAAAUGAAUCUUGAUUUAAGAAUGUUUAGAUGCUGGAAAAGUAUUUCAGAGCUGUUAAUAAAUAAAUAUAUUCAGAUAUAUGGACAAAUGCAUGUGAAAUAAAUCUAUUUUAUACUUUGAUGCAAUAAUGAACAGUAUACUGUUUUCACUGCUGCUAAUUUGUUGAAUGUGUGUCUUUAUAUCUGUCACAAUUAUAGAAAUGUUUCUCAUUAAUUUCAUCUCAGUCGAUGUAUUCUGUUUAUUGUUUUUUUAUAUGAAGGAAUCGUUCACUAAUAAAGUUAUUUUUGAUAUGA
Messenger RNA from Megalobrama amblycephala (Wuchang bream), 1813 nucleotides. It is a transcript of the gene hs3st1, whose product is annotated as heparan sulfate (glucosamine) 3-O-sulfotransferase 1. The transcript is spliced from 2 exons. The coding region runs from base 214 to 1068 and encodes 284 amino acids. Lineage: Eukaryota; Metazoa; Chordata; Actinopteri; Cypriniformes; Xenocyprididae. The record is from RefSeq and is a predicted model, not a curated record. Gene Ontology annotation, molecular function: [heparan sulfate]-glucosamine 3-sulfotransferase activity.